AUGACCAAAUCAUCUGUCCCCAAGCCUGGGCCCGCCAAGUUGGGCCCCAACUCUGGCCUGGAUGAGUGGCUGCAAGAGGCCAAGCAGUGUCACUAUCUGCCCGAACCCGUUAUGAAACAGCUUUGCGAGAUUGUCAAGGAAGUCUUGAUGGAGGAGAGCAACAUCCAACCCGUCGUCACUCCUGUCACAAUCUGCGGAGAUAUUCAUGGCCAAUUUUAUGAUUUACUUGAGCUUUUCCGCGUUGCCGGUGGCAUGCCUGGCGAAACCGCCGUCGAGGCACCCAAGAGCGCCAAACCUGUCAUUAGCGCCGACAUGAUCGAACCCCCCACUGAAAUUACAAACCCAAGACUGCGCAGGAAGAUCAAGACUCGUCGAAACAGCAAGGGCGAGAACGAAGAGACCGAGGUUGACGACGACGACGAUACUCUUCCCGAUGCUGCUGCUGCUGCUCAAAAUUCGUCCCGACCUGCCAGUCAGGACCUGACACCGACCGUCAACAACCCAAACAUGCGAUUUGUUUUCCUCGGGGACUUCGUUGACAGAGGCUAUUUCAGUUUGGAGACCUUCACUUUGCUUAUGUGCUUGAAAGCCAAAUACCCUGACCGCAUCAUUCUUGUCCGUGGCAAUCACGAGUCUCGCCAGAUUACUCAAGUCUACGGCUUCUACGAGGAGUGUCAACAAAAGUAUGGCAACGCCAGCGUUUGGAAGGCCUGCUGUCAGGUCUUUGACUUCCUAGUUUUGGCUGCCAUUGUCGAUGGCGAAGUUCUUUGUGUACACGGCGGUCUGUCCCCCGAAAUCCGUACCAUCGACCAGAUCCGCGUUGUCGCUCGUGCUCAGGAAAUUCCUCACGAGGGUGCUUUCUGUGAUUUGGUUUGGAGUGAUCCCGAAGAUAUUGACACUUGGGCUAUCAGCCCUCGUGGCGCUGGAUGGCUCUUUGGAGACAAGGUCGCCACCGAGUUCAACCAUGUCAACGGUCUUAAGCUCAUCGCUCGAGCUCAUCAACUGGUGAACGAAGGUUACAAGUUCCAUUUCCCCCAAAACUCGGUCGUUACGGUAUGGUCCGCACCGAACUACUGCUACCGCUGUGGUAAUGUAGCGUCGAUCAUGACGGUGGACAAGAACCUGGAUCCCAAGUUCAGUAUCUUUUCCGCUGUUCCUGACGACAUGCGCCAUGUUCCUGCUGGUAGGCGUGGGCCCUCCGACUAUUUCCUAUAG
This is a messenger RNA of Truncatella angustata, 1215 nucleotides long. Its product is annotated as calcineurin-like phosphoesterase. Gene Ontology annotation, molecular function: protein serine/threonine phosphatase activity. The transcript has 3 exons. Gene Ontology annotation, cellular component: cytoplasm. The record is from RefSeq and is a predicted model, not a curated record. NCBI's taxonomy places the organism in Eukaryota, Fungi, Ascomycota, Sordariomycetes, Amphisphaeriales, Sporocadaceae. Gene Ontology annotation, biological process: G1/S transition of mitotic cell cycle; peptidyl-serine dephosphorylation. The coding region runs from base 1 to 1215 and encodes 404 amino acids.